Nymphalis io (European peacock) is the source of this 706-nucleotide messenger RNA. Its product is annotated as tissue factor pathway inhibitor-like. The record is from RefSeq and is a predicted model, not a curated record. NCBI's taxonomy places the organism in Eukaryota, Metazoa, Arthropoda, Insecta, Lepidoptera, Nymphalidae. The transcript has 5 exons. Gene Ontology annotation, molecular function: serine-type endopeptidase inhibitor activity. Bases 45 to 668 code for a protein of 207 amino acids.
UUAUCGCAAUUUAAGUAUUUCAUAUUCAUUCAAAUUUUUAUAACAUGCGUUUUCUAUGCGUUUUAAUAUCGCUGUUAUGUAAAACUGUAAACGGUAAUGAUUCAUCAGAAAUAACAUUGACAACUGCGAAAUUGUUUAAGACUAUUUCACCGAAGCCUUCAACAUUGUAUAAAAGAAUAAACGUUGUGAGAAAUUAUUAUGAAGGGGCUGCCACAUUGUUAGACUUGGUUCGUCUUGUGGAUGCAAGGCGAAAAAAACAUAACAAAAGAAAUUCGUACAUAUGGAAUUGGGAUCACUGGUGUCGUCUCCAACCGAUAAGAGGACAUUGCAAAAAGACGUUAAAUAGAUUUUAUUACGAUGCACAGCUAGAUCAAUGUUUGCCUUUUAUAUAUACUGGAUGUGAUAAUAAUAAAAAUAAUUUUGAGACAAGCUUAGAAUGUGAAAGGCAUUGUAAAGGUAUUACUUAUGUUAAUGUUAAACAUCCUACGCAACCAGCGGCUUGUUUUUUACAAUAUGACACAGGUUUCUGUUUGGCCCUUAUACCCAAAUAUUACUAUGACAUCAAUGAAAAAACUUGUAAAAAAUUUAUGUAUGGAGGCUGCGGUGGGAAUCAAAAUAGAUUCGACACUAUGUUCUCAUGUAUGAGAGCAUGUUCUGUUAUAGUUUAAUAAUAUAUGACGAUUAUAUAAAAAAAUGCUUGUUAUAA